Molecule: messenger RNA, 3597 nt
Organism: Seriola aureovittata
Lineage: Eukaryota; Metazoa; Chordata; Actinopteri; Carangiformes; Carangidae
Gene: spi1b
Product: Spi-1 proto-oncogene b
Exons: 5
Coding region: 440-1231 (263 amino acids)
Biological process (GO): regulation of transcription by RNA polymerase II; cell differentiation
Cellular component (GO): nucleus
Molecular function (GO): DNA-binding transcription factor activity, RNA polymerase II-specific; sequence-specific DNA binding
Source: RefSeq, a predicted model, not a curated record
UUUUUUUUUGGCGGGGGUGAGAAUGUGAGAAAAACCCUUGUUGAUGAUUGGCUGCAGAGGGAGGGUAGAGUAGAUAGACCCUGAUAAAAAUUUCAUGGUCUUCACUGACAAAUCAUCAAUGGCCAGGAACCUUUACAAGACACACUCUACUGCUCCCACCCACACAAUUUUUACAGAAGUCAAAAGUUCCUUUUUCAUUUCACAGUCAAACAGGAGCCCUUGCUUAUUUCAUUUUAUUUGACACGGCUGAAGGCCUCUGAGAGUAGUUAAGGUCAUAAGUGUAUGCUACACAAUAAGAGAGAGAGACAUCUUUUGGUUUUCGUUGAAUGAAAGGAAAUUUUGAAACAUUGUGCAAUGGUGCCGCUAAAGUUUUGAAAGGUUGUGAGAGUGUUUUGCCAGCAAAGCGUCUGAGAGUCGGACCGUUGGAGAAGAGGUCUCCAUGUUGCAUCCAUACAGAAUGGAGAGCUACCUCAUCCCGCCUCACUCAGAAGAAAUGUAUGAACCAGAGAUCUACAGACACCAAAUUGCAGAAUAUUAUAAUCCAUAUGUCCUAGAUGCAGAUAUCCAGGCAGAUCACUGGGACUACCACCCUCACCCUCACGUACACCCUGCAGAGUUUGAAAACCUACAAGAAACCAACUUCACAGAGCUGCAGAGCGUGCAGGCUCUCCACCCGCCUGGCCUCAUACGACACGAAGCCAUACGAUAUGAUGCAGAAAACCUGCUCGAUCCAAAUCUUGCAGCACAUCCACAUGUGUUACAGCAACCAGUAGCAUUCUUUCCUCGGACUGUGUAUACACCACACGUGUCUCAGCGCAGCUCUGAUGAUGAAGACCAUGGAGGACGAAGUCCCCCGCUGGAGGUGUCUGAUGAGGAAUGUCUGAGAGAUCGAGUCCCUUAUGUCCCUGGCGAGAUUGGCAAUAAAAAGAAGAUCCGAUUGUACCAGUUCCUGUUGGACCUUUUAAGAAACGGCGAUAUGAAGGACAGUAUCUGGUGGGUGGACAGAGAUAAAGGGACAUUCCAGUUUUCUUCCAAACACAAAGAGGCACUCGCACACCGUUGGGGAAUCCAGAAAGGCAACCGCAAGAAAAUGACCUAUCAGAAGAUGGCUCGUGCUUUGCGCAACUAUGGCAAAACUGGAGAGGUGAAAAAAAUUAAGAAGAAGCUAACAUACCAGUUCAGUGAUGAGGUCCUGGGGAAGAGUCAUCUAGAGAGAAAACCAUAUAUGUAGGCAGGAAAGAUACUGAAAUGUCAUGAUUGAAUCAAGUGUUGACAUUACAGCUAUAGUUUCUGGUGUUUGAUGCUUAAUCAACCUUGCUGUUCUGAUAAAAACAGGAGCAUUUUGUGAAUAGCACCAAUACUGCUGUACAGUGGGACCAAUCCUUUGAUAAUACUGGUAAUGCAGCAUAAAAGUAUGGAACAACAGACAUAAUCCCCAAAGCCUUUCUGUAUAACAAAAGAUAUUGGAGACCCCUUAGAAACUGUCAUCCAAAGUAGAGAACUAAUACCACAGAAACCUCAGUGUGGUUUAUAGGUCAGAAAUUAGCAAUAUGGAAAUAUGCAUAUGGAGAUUUGUGAAUAGAUAUAUAGAUUUGAAAAAAGCACAAUAAGAAUCUCCUGUUUGUGGAAUUUUGUCUCUUCUGCCUCCGCUCAGAUUUUCCCUGAGAUAGGCAAAAUCUGCUCAAUAAACCCUCCCAACUUUGCAGAGCAGCAAUUCCGUUGUGAAAGUGGGAACUGCAAGUAAUGUGAUGCUAAGGUUGAGAGAGAUGUUUGCCAAACAUAUCUAAUAAGUUAAUAAAUAAAUAACAACAGCAGUAAAAGAAUGAGGAAAAUUUCCUGAGUAUCCAACAAAUUCAACUACUCACUGGAUAUCACACUUUAAAGGAGCUAUUCGUAAGUUUUGCUAUUGCUACAUAGUCUUCAUUAGCAUUAACAGCUGUUUACUUACCAGUCUUGAAGAAAUGUUACGAUUUCAGCAUCAAACUUUAUUCCUUUACUCACCAUGAGCUGUCUCCAGCAGUGGAAAGCAUCUCUUGUCUCUUUUUCUUCUACUUAAGUUAGCACGCUAACCAGCUAGCCCUGGUAACUCUCGUCACUUUCCGAUAGCAACUCACUGUAGCCUCCAAUCUGCCCUGAAGAUGCAGUGCUGCUCAGAGGGUGUACUAAAACCUCCCGUCAUGUAAACGCAAUGACGGCCGAAGCUCUUGUCAAGCGACAAUCACCACCAUCUGCACCCAGCAAGAAAGCACUUUUAGUGGCAGAGAAAACUUACAAAUAGCUCCUUUAAAUCAUUAGAUCAAAAACACCCAGUUCAUUAUUUGGCAAAAACUAAAAGAGUCUAAUACAUUCAGUCAAAUUUAUAUCAAUGAGGGUAGGCUUAAUAACUUCAACACCUUAUGCCAGUGCAUAAUUACGUUCAUGCAUACAGAGAAACCAUCAGCUUUAAAACAGAAAAACUACUAUUGGCCAACAUCUACAAUGAAAGUGCUCGGUUAACUCUAUAGGAUCACAGUUGUAGACCUAAAUACACAUUCAUAAACCUUUCUUCACAUUUUCAAAUUUGGGAAGAUUUUAUCUUCUUUGUGAGGUUAUUUUUAUUGGAUAUAUUUUUUUUAAUUUGAUGUUAAAAUAAACAAUUUAAAUAUUUUUGGAAGUAUGAUGAGAAGAUUGAUACCACUCUCAUGAAUGUUUAUUAAAUAUGCAGCUAUGGCCAGUAGGUGGUUAUCUUAGCUUAGCAUUAAGAUUGAAACAGACCUGGCUCUUUCCAAAGGUAACAAAAACUGUGUACCACUUGUCUAUCAGUUAUGCAGCUCAGUACUAAACUCAUAAUAUGUCUUUUCUUUAAUCUAUAUAAAAACUAAAUGUAAAAACAACACUUUGAGGAAGUUAUUUGAAUUGAUUAUCUGAGCAGUCACUUCCUGGAGUGGUGUCGUAACUGUGGGAUUGCCAGUACAUCAGCAGAUACAGGGUCUAGCUUCAUACUAACUGUAUCGAUAUGACAGUGGUAUCAACCCUGUCAUUGAACACAUUCAAGUGAAGAACAGUCAUUGAUAGUGUACGAUCGCAAAGAAAAAGGGGAAAGAGAGAGGGGGUGUUGCAUUUACAUGGUAUGCAUCUUAGACCAUAGGUCACUGUGAUGCCCAGUAUGCUUUUUUAACAUGUGGAUGUACACGUAUCAGUGCAUAAUCUAUUUGGAAAUGUCUCUUUAAACAUUUUCAAUAUUAAUUGAAAUUUUGUUUCAUUGUGUGUAACCACUAUUGUGCUCAGAAAGAUUAUGGUUUGAAAACUUCCUGGUAGACCUGGGCCUUCCUCUUACCGUGUCUGACUCGCCUUGUUGGACCUGCAUAAGUUCUCUCUUAAUUAUAGUUCGUACUCCUGUUUGUAUAUAUUUCCAUUUCCAUUUAAUAUUUAAAACAGCAAAGUGGCACAAAUAAGUCUUUAAUGAGAUAAACUAACCUGAGCAUUCACUGUGAUUAGGUUAGAUAUAAUACUAUUAUCACAUUUAUUUGCAUGAUAAUAAAAUGGUUUGUACAAAAACACAAAACCCUGUAUGUUAAUUGUAAGAAUUGCUUGUAAAAAAUAAAUUGCUCAUCCAUG